Molecule: messenger RNA, 3120 nt
Organism: Silurus meridionalis
Lineage: Eukaryota; Metazoa; Chordata; Actinopteri; Siluriformes; Siluridae
Gene: chuk
Product: component of inhibitor of nuclear factor kappa B kinase complex
Exons: 22
Coding region: 461-2728 (755 amino acids)
Biological process (GO): peptidyl-serine phosphorylation; positive regulation of transcription by RNA polymerase II; tumor necrosis factor-mediated signaling pathway
Cellular component (GO): cytoplasm; IkappaB kinase complex
Molecular function (GO): ATP binding; IkappaB kinase activity
Source: RefSeq, a predicted model, not a curated record
CGCAUUACACUUGUUUCGCUUUUCGACUCGGGUAUUAACGUUAGCUAGUUAGCUUUUCUGCGGUGUUGUUAUGAGCAGUGUGCAGUAGAGUUUUCUUUAAUUCGCAUUGAUUUAUACUUCGUUUGGGACUAAUCUUUAUCGUGAAGGGCUUUUGUUUGACAAAUGGUGUCAUGGGAAGCAGACAUCGCUAGCUAGGUGGUUCGUUGUCUUUAGCAUCUUCGCUAAUUGACUGGCUGCGGGGCGUAACAUUAAGUUGUUUACGUAGAGCUUUCUAAUUCAGCUAUUUGUUUUUUUUCCGUUCAAACUUACACUUCAAAUGACUUGCUGUGUAAUCAAAAUGAAAUGGAUAUCGUAGUUAUUUUCUAUCAAACAACACCUUCAAUUGUUAAGUUCUUUAAAUUUCGACGGUACAUUCGCCUGCUUUCAUCUAGCUAGCAACACAGACUCUAGCUUAGCAAGGAUGGAGAAACCUCCUUUCAAACAGACUCAAUUCUGUGGAGCUUGGUUAAUGAAAGAGAGAUUGGGAACCGGUGGAUUUGGUCAUGUCUAUUUGUAUCAGCAUCAGGAAUCAUCAGAGAAAAUUGCUGUAAAACUCUGUCGGCUUGAACUCAAUGCGAGGAACAAAGACCGAUGGAGUCGAGAGAUCCAGAUAAUGAAAAAGUUGAACCACCUGAAUGUGGUGACUGCAAGGGAUGUACCUGAAGAGAUGAAACACAUUGCCUUGAAUGACUUGCCCCUUUUAGCCAUGGAGUACUGUUCCAGGGGAGACCUUCGUAAGUUAUUAAGCAAACCUGAGAAUUGCUGUGGACUAAAAGAAAGCGAGGUGCUAUCCUUACUCAAUGACGUCGGUUCAGGAAUUCAAUAUCUUCAUGCAAACAAAAUCAUCCACAGAGACUUAAAGCCAGAGAAUAUUGUACUUCAGGAAAUCAAUGGAAAGCUGGUCCACAAGAUAAUAGACCUGGGCUAUGCAAAAGAUUUGGAUCAAGGGAGCCUUUGCACUUCGUUUGUGGGCACUCUGCAGUAUCUUGCCCCUGAGUUAUUUGAGAGCAAACCCUACACAGUCACUGUGGACUACUGGAGCUUUGGCACAAUGAUCUUCGAGUGUAGUUGCGGUUUUCGUCCAUUUUUACAUAACCUGCAACCUGUGCAAUGGACUAGCAAAGUACGUAACAAAGGCCCAAAGGACAUCAUGGCGAUAGAGGAUAUGAAUGGAGAAGUGCGGUUUUCAACUCACCUUCCUUACCCUAAUAAUCUCAGCAGCACGCUGUUGGAGCCUUUGGAGUGUUUGCUACAGUUAAUGCUAAAGUGGGAUCCAGUUCAGAGGGGAGGAGUAAUAAAUCCUGAUACUAAACAACCACAAUGCUUUGCGCAACUUGAGCAAAUACUGAAUAUGAAGGUCGUGCACGUCUUGAAUAUGACUACAACCGCGGUUCAUUCUUUCCGUCUGGGCACUGAGGAGACCCUUCACUCGCUGCAGCAGAGUAUUGAGAAUGUGACAAAAAUUGAUCAAGGGAAUCAAGAGCUUCUGCAGGAAACAGGAGUCAUGCUGGAUCCCAGAAAGCCUGCGGCACAAUGCGUUCUGGAUGGAGUCAGAGGAUGGGACAGCUACAUAGUGUAUCUGUUUGAUAAGAGCCUAACCAAGUACAAUGGACCAUUUACUGCCAGGCCUCUUCCAGAGAGUGUGAACUUCAUCGUACGUGAGACCAAGACCCAGCUUCCCUUGAAUUCCCUCAAGAAGGUUUGGGGUGAGGCAGUGAGCUACAUCUGUGGCCUCAGGGAGGACUAUAGCCGCCUUUUCCAGGGCCAAAGAGCUGCCAUGUUGAGCCUUCUUCGCUACAACACCAACCUCACUAGAUACAAGACUCUGAUGUUUUCAUGUUCACAGCAGUUAAAAGCCAAGCUUGAUUUCUUUAAAAGUAGUAUCCAGUAUGAUCUGGAGAAGUACAGUGAUCAGAUGCAGUAUGGAAUAUCUUCUGAAAAAAUGCUAAAGGCAUGGCAGGACAAUGAAGAAAAAGCUGCUGCAUUUGGACAGGUUGCAGAGAUUGCUCAUCUAGAUGAAGAGAUUAUGGCCUUGCACUCUGAGAUUGUGGAGCUUCAGAGAAGUCCUUAUGCUCGACGCCAAGGAGAUGUCAUGGAGCAGCUUGAGGAGAAAGCCAUUGAACUUUACAAACAGCUGAAAGCUAAAUGUAAAAUGAAUGACUCUCAGCAUGGCUACAGUGACAGUUCUGAGAUGGUCAAAGUAAUUGUUCAGACAGUACAGAAUCAAGACAAAGUAUUGAAGGAUCUCUAUGCACAUCUUAGUAAAAUUCUGCAGAGCAAGCAGAAGAUUAUUGAAUUGUUCCCGAAGAUUGAAAAGACACUGGAGAACAUUAAGGAGGCGGAUGGCAUCGUUAUGCAGAUGCAGAUGAAGAGACAGAGGGAGUUCUGGCAUUUACUAAAAAUUGCAUGUGCACAGAACACCACUCGUAGCCACAGUGCAGAUGUAUCCCCUUGUGUCUCGGCCUGGUAUCAGAAUGCUCAGCAGUCCUGCUCUCCGUGCCUGCCCGUGUCUCUGCCUUCACCACCUGACACUGAAACGGUCAACUAUCUACUGGAGGAGAAUCAAAAGUACUUAAACCAGCUUACAAGCCUGCUGCAGGAGACAUCUGAGGAGAAAGCAGAGAGUAUAGUGGAGCAAGACUGGAGCUGGACUAAGUAUGAAACCCUGUUUGCAAAAUUACGUUUAUAAGUUUAAUUCAUACUAUGAUAUUCUUCACCUGCAUGGAUUUCUGUUGCCACGUAUGGGUUUUCAUGAUAGUAAUCUAUCAAAUUCAUGGUUUAUAGUGCAGUAGCAACAUAAUGACAUGCACAUAUAAUGAUGGCUUUUUUUUUACUGGAAAAAUGCCACCAUACACAAGCAAAUUUUAUCCAUACACUUUUAAAACAUUGUUCUUUAUCCAGGCCUCAGGCCAUGUCAGAGCACCCAGAUUGUUAUUCUGUUCCUCACACGAGCAAAAUAAAAAAAGAACAUGUGUGGACUGUACUGGUGACCAUGAGAACUGGUCUGAGAACCACUGCUUUAAAUACACAAGUGUUUAUUUAUUAUAAAUAAAUAAAUCUCCUCUGUAUGGGCUGAUUGUA